AUGAAAUCAAGCCCUGAAGAUGAGUCCACCCCGGAGGGCACCGCCGAGCUGCGGCUCACCCCGGCUCCGGUCGCGGGGCGGCAGCUGCGGGUGCUGCUCACGCCACUGCCCCAGAAGCGGCUGCUGGCUGUCGAGGGCUGGGCGCCGGGCGGGAAGAGGCUCCGCCCGCGGGAACCGGACCCGGCCGGCGUUCGGGAUGCGGACAGCGACGGGAGCGAAGCGGAAGAUGCCGGUGCGGAUGGAUGCCCACAGUUAUCAGUUUAUGAAAAGAAAAGGCUGAAGAACAUUAUAGAAAAUGCUAAAUUCUUUGCUGCUUUGGAGCUGUACGAGUCAGCUGCAAGACUUCAACAAAUUGCAACUAGAAAACAAUCCCUUGUCACCAAAAGGGCUAAGCCUAAAAAGGCAGAAGAUGAAACAGUACGGCGAAGGUCUAUGCGCUUACAGAGAGUAGAGCCCUCCGGAGUUUCGGGUCUGGAGGCGCCUGCCCAGCCAACAGCAGCAGGCAGUGUAAGACAGCCUCAAGUUCCAGCUGGCCCUUUGCCAAUGGUUCCAGAAGAUCAGAAGGGAAACAGCAAAUUGACCGAGGACUUACUGACUACAUGGAUGAGGAUAAGUGAGGUGAAAGCUAAUGGUACUGAAAAGUGCCUGUGUGACAUGAAGAGAUACCAAGACAUGCUGUCCAGCAUGGUCCUCAGCAAAGAGAACAUCAGGAAGGUUGUGAAAUACCGGGUUUGCUCCAUGGCUAUCCAUCCAUCUGAAAGCAUCCUCUUCGUGGCAGCUGGAGACAAGUCCGGGCAGAUUGGUCUCUGGAACGUGGACUGUAAGUCCGAGGAAGGAGCACAUGUCUUCGUUCCGCACAAUGACCUGGUCAGCUGCAUGCACUUUUCCCCGUUCAAUCCUGCUCACUUGCUGUCCCUCAGCAACGACAGUCUGCGAUGCGGUGAUGUUACUCGGGCUGUCUUCGACGACAUAUACAGAAGUGAAGAAAAGUUAUCUUCCUUUGACUUCCUGGAAGAUAACGCCUCCACUGCAAUAGUAGCACACUGGGGCGGCAACAUCACCGUUGUGGACAGACGGACCCCAGGAACGUCAUCAGGGUUGUCUGCAGACAUUGACUUCAAAAGGAUGAGGACAGUCCAUGUCCACCCAGUGAAUAAACAGUAUUUCAUGGCUGCUGGCUUACAGGAUGUUUGUAUUUAUGACAUUCGAUACCUGAAGUUUCAUAGGAACAUGCCUGUGAGCUCUCUUAAAGGACACACAAAAAGUGUUGCUUCAGCCUUUUUCUCACCUGUAACUGGGAACAGAGCGGUGACGGUGUGUGCUGAUGAUAAGCUGAGGGUCUAUGACACCUCCUCUUUGUCAUCGAAGGUGGAGGUUCUCAGCACGAUCAGACACAACAAUAACACAGGGCGCUGGUUAAGCAGGUUCCAAGCAAUAUGGGACCCUAAACAGGAAGACUGCUUCGUGGUGGGCAGCAUGCUGCAGCCAAGACAGAUCGAAGUCUUCCAGGACACUGGGAAAUUGUUGCACUCCUUUUCCAACCUCAACUGCCUUAAUUCCGUGUGUUCCAUUAAUGUGGUUCACCCCACUAAGAAUGUCUUAGUGGGUGGCAACUCCAGUGGCCGCCUUCAUGUGUUCAAAGAUUAAAACACAUGGCCUGGAUUUUUAUUUUUUCUUGCAAUAGAUUUGUUUAAUCUGAAUUAAACUGUUCCUCAGCUAACUGUAUUUUCUCAGGAGAAAAAUGUGUUGUAAAAGCUUUCAAAUAAAUCUUCUAAACUACCUUUAGCAUUCUCUUCUUUAAUUAAAACAAAAUACUAAUCCUGCUCUGACAGUCAGCCCAUACCAAAACAGAUCUUUUUCCCCAAUACCAAAGGUAUUUUUCAAAAAAAAGAAACCCCGCUGGAUCAGUAGGAUACUUGCUGUGAGUCUGAGGCACUUUUUAGCAAUUUCCAUGAGCGACUCUGGGGUGCUGGCUCCCUGCCAGCUUGGUG
Molecule: messenger RNA, 1991 nt
Organism: Athene cunicularia (burrowing owl)
Lineage: Eukaryota; Metazoa; Chordata; Aves; Strigiformes; Strigidae
Gene: WDR76
Product: WD repeat domain 76
Exons: 13
Coding region: 1-1647 (548 amino acids)
Biological process (GO): regulation of DNA damage checkpoint
Cellular component (GO): nucleus
Molecular function (GO): protein binding; DNA binding
Source: RefSeq, a predicted model, not a curated record